Bombyx mori (domestic silkworm) is the source of this 1550-nucleotide messenger RNA. RefSeq names its product olfactory receptor 60 (gene Or-60). The record is from RefSeq and is a predicted model, not a curated record. Gene Ontology annotation, cellular component: plasma membrane. Gene Ontology annotation, molecular function: odorant binding; olfactory receptor activity. The coding region runs from base 284 to 1423 and encodes 379 amino acids. The transcript is spliced from 4 exons. Gene Ontology annotation, biological process: sensory perception of smell; detection of chemical stimulus involved in sensory perception of smell. Lineage: Eukaryota; Metazoa; Arthropoda; Insecta; Lepidoptera; Bombycidae.
AUGGGCUCCAGUAACCACUUAACACCAGGUGGGCUGUGAGCUCGUCCACACAUCUAAGCAAUAAAAAAAAACCCGUUCUUCGUAAGCUUUCAUGAGCUGUUAUGGUUGUUUCUGUAAAUGAGAACACACCGUAUCACUAAAUUAAACACAACGGUUAUUAUUAAUAAACAAUUACAAAUUACGGCGUCAAUCACGCCCGCUACUGGAAAAUCACUUAAAAGCCUAAAAUGACUAACAUCGUAAUAUAUCAAUUUAAUACUGCCAGUUCAUUCGUUCGAGCAACAUGGUACGACCCUGCAGAUAUUUUGCGAUACAUUUUAUUCUCUUACGAUUUCUUGGCUUAGGGUGGUGGCAUCAUCCCCACGAAAAUAAAACUAGGAAUUAUCCCGGCCUAUACCUGUACUAUUCUAUUUUGACACAGCUGGUUUGGGUGGUCGGUUUUGUGGGACUAGAAACAAUAGAUCCUUUUGUCGGUGAGAAAGAUAUGGAUCGAUUUAUGUUCAGUCUCUCGUUUGUCAUUACUCACGACCUGACAUUGAUCAAACUUUACAUAUUUUAUUUUCGAAAUGUAGAAAUUCAAGACAUCGUCCGCACCAUUGAAAUAGAUCUAUAUAGAUAUUAUCAAAAUGAUGACAAAAUUCGCGCGACGAUCAGAAUUUCGCGAAUUUUUACUGCAGCUUUCCUUUUCUUUGGUUGGGUGACGAUAGGAAACGCAAAUAUUUACGGUAUCGUACAGGAUCUUCGUUGGAAAGACAUCGUAAAGAAUUUAAAUGAGACGACAUCUAAGCCCUUAAGAACAUUACCGCAACCGAUUUUCAUACCGUGGCCGUAUCAGGAAGAUAAACACUACAUUCUGACAUUCAUUCUCGAAACAAUGGGCUUGUUGUGGACUGGCCAUAUUGUAAUGACUAUAGAUACCUUUAUCGCGUCUGUUAUUCUGCAUAUGAGUACUCAGUUUGCGAUACUAAGAGAAGCAAUCGUAACCGCUUACGAUCGAACGAUGAUCGCUCUUUCUGAAGGGGCUUUGCAAAGUGGCGUUCUUUGUGAGAACAGUAAUGGAAACGAAGAAAAUAACCAGAUAUUUCUUGAAUCAUUCUAUUCAAAAGAGCAUAUUGAAUCGGUAUUGGAGAGCACACUGUUAAGUUGUAUUCGGCAGCACCAGCUUCUAAUUGGAUGUGUGGAGAAAUUCUCCAAAACCUAUUCAUACGGUUUCAUGACGCAACUUUUGUCUAGUAUGGCCGGCAUCUGCGUGGUAAUGGUUCAAGUUUCGCAAGACGCAUCCAGUUUCAAAUCGGUCAGGCUUGUCACAUCGUUGGCUUUCUUUUUCGCUAUGGUCAUACAGUUGGCCAUACAAUGUUUCACUGGCAAUGAACUGACUAUACAAUCUGAAAUGUGCAGGCUGAGAGAAUUGCGGAUGCAGUAAUGGAAAGUAAAUGGGAGAAGAUGCCAGUGAGACUGCGACGCCUUCUCUUGGUGACGAUGAUGCGUGCCCAACGUCCUCUGCACCUUACAGCUGCUGGAUUCGCCUAUAUCGACAACACUUGCUUUCU